This is a messenger RNA of Meleagris gallopavo (turkey), 3872 nucleotides long. It is a transcript of the gene NFILZ, whose product is annotated as NFIL3 like basic leucine zipper. NCBI's taxonomy places the organism in Eukaryota, Metazoa, Chordata, Aves, Galliformes, Phasianidae. Gene Ontology annotation, molecular function: DNA binding; DNA-binding transcription factor activity. The record is from RefSeq and is a predicted model, not a curated record. Gene Ontology annotation, biological process: regulation of DNA-templated transcription; DNA-templated transcription; circadian rhythm. Gene Ontology annotation, cellular component: nucleus.
GGCUCUGUUAUCACGCAGUGUUGGUUUGACGUGUGCUUUUGCUUUGCUGCCAUGUCGGUGUGGCUCAGAUGGUUGGAGGAGAAGUGUCCCCACCAUCGGUGCUUGGAUUGAAGUGUCCCCACCAUUGGUGCUUGGGAAGGUGAGGACUGCUCUAGUGCAGUUGGGGAUCUCACAGAGCAAAGGACGAGUGGUGAGUACAGCAAUCUGUGUCCAGUUGUGCGUGUAAUAGUGCAAAGAACAACUCAAGGCAUGGAAAAAUGAUGUUUUUCUACUGCUGAUUUCUGUAAAAAAGCAUUAUAACCUGGGUGCUGAUUUCUGCUGCUCUGGGUGGAAUCUGGAAUAGGUCAUGCAGCAUUUGUGGAGGUGCUCCUCAGUAUAGCUUCAGACAGAACUCAACAGUAGCAAUUCAUUUCAAACCAGAAAUAUUAUUUCUAGGACUGGAACAGGUGAAUUUACGUAACCAUUUCGCUUCAGUUACCCAGGAGUAUGUAUUCUGAAUCUGAUAAAGCACUGAUAAGCACCAAGUUGCUUUGGGAACGGAGAAAUUCAAUGAGUUGGGACCGAAAUAAGGAGUUUCGUCUUGAGAAGCAGUGGGUUUCUCACCAGUUCUGUGUGCGAUAGAAACUCAGACAGAUGCAUGACUCUGCCUUGCAGCAUCUUCAAAAGUUUCAUUUAUUUCCUGUGAUAGCAGAGUGAAAGGGAAACCUCUGACAGAAAAUCUUGAUAUUAACAGUUAAUGAAUGAGAGAUGUGAUCACAUUCUGCAGUGGGUGCCCUUUGCACACACUUCAGAGAGCGCAGGAGGCCCGGCAGCCUUCAAGGCAAACGAGUAGAGAUGGCUUCCUUCCUCUAAAAAGCAAAAGGAGUGUCUCUAGAGAGCAUCAGAUCCUGCGAUGGAACCACUGCAGAAGAACAAAACGAUGGGGGUGUUCCUGCCAGAAAGCAAUGGGGAUGGCACACGAGAUGGCACAGAAAUACCAGCUCCUCGCCAUGCUCUGCUCCUGAUCGGAUACUUAUUUUGUGAGGAUGGUUUCUAUUUCUCAUUCUGAAACAGAAGGGACGUCCUCAUGACAGGCACUGGGAGCAAGAGGUGGACAAGGAGAAGACAAACUACUUUGCCUGAUGCAGCUGAUGAGUUUACACAGUGAAAAAGCCACCUGUUCAUCUUUGACUCAUUCAACAAAGAAGUCACGUCAAAUACUAACUUGAAAAAUUCCUGAACUGAGCUGCGUCAACAACCAUGGACAACUUCAUGGCACCGCUGAGCGCCAUCGGCGACCUCACACUUCAGCACAGCAAAGCAAAGUUCCUUCACAGCAGAGUGAGCGGACCCUCCCGGCGCAAACGGGAGUUCAUGCCGGACGAGAAGAAGGACAACAUGUACUGGGAGAAGAGGCGCAAGAACAACGAGGCGGCCAAACGCUCGCGGGAGAAGAGGCGACUCAAUGACUUCGCCAUGGAGAGCCAGCUGGCCGCGCUCAGCGAGGAGAAUGCCAUCCUCAGGACGGAGCUGCUGGCCCUCAAACUGCGCUUUGGGCUCAUCAGCCCCGAUGCCAGCACCCACCAGGGCCGCUCCCUGCAGGACUUCCUGGGGAUUUAUUUCCGAGGGCACAAAGGGCCGUUCCCUGAAGCAGAGCCCUUUGCUGGGGAUUCCUGCCUCUUCACAAAGAGCUUUGUGCCGAAGGUGCUGGAGCCGGCCGACUUUCCAUGCAAAACCUUUAACCCAUCUAGAAACUUCCUUGGCUGUGACUCAAAGCCAGUUCCUAUGGACACAUUUGGCCUUCACCAACCAAAGAAGCUUGAUUCAGCCUUCAGAUCCACAGUUUGCUCUCCUUUCCUCGAUUACCACUGCCCAGACAAACAUGCGUUCCAUUUGUCUUUCCCAGGCAGUGCCUGCUUCUCAUCCCCUUGUCCUGGUCUGGCAGAGGUGAGCAAGGAGAGCACCACAACUGUCUCAGAUGAAGAUGAUGAGCAGCAAGUGCCCAAAACUUCUCCUCCACCCCCAUGUAGCUUGCCUUCCCCAUCAGAAGAUCACACAAAGGGCCAAAGCUCUUCAGCUCUGCCUCACAAACUCCGGAUUAAGACCAAAGCCCUCGGAGGACAGUGACCAUGGAUCCCUCUGUGGGAGCAGAGACAACCUCUAUGGGAGCAGACGUGAUAUAUUACAAUGACACGAAGUGUUUGGAAGGAGGGGUGGGAGGGAAAUGUUUUUAAAGAAGGAAGUAAUUUUUUCUCUUUGGCAUAAAUGCUGAGGGAAGUUAUAGGGCUGGGCUGCAUCACUACAGCACAACUGCAGUUGGCCAUGAUGUCAGUCUUGCUGUGAUGGACCUGUCAGACCCCAUGGCUGCUGGUAAGCUUCAGUUUCACCUGGUUGCUCUACUUGCCAACCUAACAAAAUCUUCAUAGCAUCACAUAAUGGGUUGGAGGGGACCUUAAAGAUCAUUUAGUUUCAAGAUCCAGCCGUGGGCUGGGUGCCCCCCACCAGAUCAGGCUGCUCAGGAUCCCAACCAAUCUUGAAGUGUGAAGGGACGAGGGGCAGGAAGAGGCAAAGAGGUGGUGCCCGCACCAUGCAACACAAUAGUGGCUCCACACCACUGCUACAGCUGCUGGGUGUGACCACCAUCUUAAUCCCUUUGCUUUGUCAUCACCUCCAUCUUCACAAACGGGGAUGAAAAUCUAAUUGUUUAACACUGGAAAUUGUGGAUGGAAAGAGUUUCAUACCCUCCAGCUGUCUGGAGCAAGAAAAAGGAAUAGCAGUAAGAAGGCAGCAGAUUCACACUGGCAUGAACUGAGAGCAGAACCUGGUCCAUUUCAUCCUCACUUUGUUGUAAUUUAUCUUCAGAGGGAAUGAACUCUUUUUCUCUUUGACUGUAGACAGCGUGGUCCAUAAGAUACAUUUAUUUCCAUUUAUUUUCAUAACAGCUCUUUUGGAGGACUAUUAUUAUUUUUUGUUUUACUGAAAAGUAAAACAUAUCUUCAUCCUACUUCUUUCCUUGUAAAUAAGGCAUUUUCAGAAAUGAUACUUCCGUAUUUGAAAAUUGCUUUUAUAAAACAUUCUCUUAACUUCAGCUGAAUUGUCCGAUCCAUUUUCUUAUUUUGAAAUUACUUACUUACAAAAUAAAACCGCUACGUGGCACACUGUUCUCACUGAAAUGUCUGUGGAAUGAGGACAAUUGUCAAGCAUUUUUCUAGAAAGCAUUUUAUACAUAAUGAAUAAAUGCACCAAUGAGAAAAGCGUAAAAGGAAAAACAAUGAUAUGUGAAAUGGGGUGUAAAAAUCCCUCACAUUGGCUCAGAACUGGGGGCCCUUAUUGCUGGGAGAGGCUGGGAAUGUUCAGCCUGGAAAAGAGGGGAUUCAGCUGAGGGUGAUCUGAUCAAUGUUUCUAAAUGUCUGCAUCACAGAAUCACGGAAUCACUAAGGUUGGAAAAGACCUCUCAGAUCCCCAAGCCCAACCCCAGCCCAUCCCACCAUGCCCUCUGACCAUGUUCCUCAGUGCCACAUCUCCAACAUCUCAAACAUCUCCAGGGAUGGUGACCCCACCACUUCCCUGACAGUCAGUGCCCAUGCGUCACCACUCCUGAGAAUAAGUUUUUCCUAAUAUCCAACCUGACCCUCUCCUGGUGCAACUUAAAGCCAUUACCUCUCAUCCUGUCACUGCAGGGAGGGUGCAAAGAAAGCAGCCAACCUCUUUUCAGUUGGAACACAGAGUUUCUUUCAAAUCAAGAAGCACUCCUGUGCAGGUUCCAAAGCAAUGGGUUGCCCAAGGAGGCUGUUGGGUCUCCUUUGGACACAACCUGGACACAAUCCUGGGCACUCUGCUCUGGGUGUCCCUGCUGGAGCAGGGGAUGGAUCAGAUGGAGCCAGAAGUCUCUG